Messenger RNA from Dipodomys spectabilis (banner-tailed kangaroo rat), 1341 nucleotides. RefSeq names its product TNF receptor superfamily member 19 (gene Tnfrsf19). The record is from RefSeq and is a predicted model, not a curated record. Gene Ontology annotation, biological process: positive regulation of canonical NF-kappaB signal transduction; positive regulation of JNK cascade. NCBI's taxonomy places the organism in Eukaryota, Metazoa, Chordata, Mammalia, Rodentia, Heteromyidae. Gene Ontology annotation, cellular component: plasma membrane. The transcript has 9 exons. Gene Ontology annotation, molecular function: protein binding; signaling receptor activity. The coding region runs from base 76 to 1341 and encodes 421 amino acids.
GCAGGGCCGGUCAGAGAGAUAUGGACUAGUUGAUUAAGAAGAACUCCUCAGGGACAAACAUACCUGACAAGCACCAUGGCUUUCCAAGUAUUCCAAGGAUAUCAGAAAGCAUUCUUCUCCAUUGUGCUUUUGCUAGAUUGUCUGUCCUGCAAAGUGCUCAGUGAAACCGGAGACUGUAGACAGCAGGAAUUCAAGGACCGGUCUGGAAACUGUGUCCUCUGCAGACAGUGUGGGCCAGGCAUGGAGCUGUCUAAGGAGUGUGGCUUCGGCUAUGGGGAGGACGCGCAGUGUGUGCCGUGCCGGCCGCACAGGUUCAAGGAGGGCUGGGGUUUCCAGAAAUGCAGGCCGUGUCUGGACUGUGCCCUGGUGAACCGAUUCCAGAAAGCCAACUGUUCCUUCACCAGCGACGCCAUCUGCGGGGACUGCUUGCCAGGAUUUUAUAGGAAGACGAAACUUGUUGGUUUUCAAGAUAUGGAGUGUGUGCCUUGCGGUGACCCCCCUCCUCCAUACGAACCCCACUGUACCAGCAAGGUCAACCUUGUGAAAAUCGCAUCCACAGCCUCCAGCCCUCGAGACACAGCCCUGGCCGCCGUGAUCUGUAGUGCGCUGGCCACAGUGCUCCUGGCCCUCCUCAUCCUCUGUGUCAUCUACUGCAAGAGACAGUUCAUGGAGAAGAAGCCCGGCUGGUCUCUGCGAUCACAAGAUAUUCAGUAUAAUGGUUCUGAGCUGUCGUGUUUUGACAGACCUCAACUCAGUAACUACGGGCACAGAGCUUGCUGCAAGUGCCAUCAGAACUCGGCCCAGACCUACGGGCCUGUUCACCUGAUCCCCUCCCUGUGCUGUGAGGAAGCCUGUGGAAGUCCCCGCUCAGCUCUUGGUUGUGGGGUGCAUUUGAAGGCCGCCCCUCAUGAGAGAAGCACAGCCCCAAUUGGGGAGGCGAUGCCGGCUCUCUUUGGGACCCUUUCCCGGUCCACGUGUGGUGAAUAUUCCGACGCUUGGCCCCUGAUGCAGAAUUCCAUGGGUGGCGAUGACAUCUCCUUGUGUGACUCCUACCCUGACAUGACUGGGGAAUGUCGUCCCCUUGAUCCAGACAACGAAAACUCAGUAUCUUUGGAUUCAAACAGUCAAGAAGUGGUUGGGGGAGCUGUUCUCCUUUCAGCUCAUUCUGGAAGCUUCUCAGGACCUACUGACUUCUCCAGAUACAAGGAUACAACCAUGGACUCCACGCUGGCUCAGGAUGCACUGACUGCUCAAAGCCAGCUAAGUCAGGAGGUUGGUGACACCAUGCAGUUAACCACCCUGCCAUCUUGUCAGGUGAGGCACCGGUUUGUGGUAGAUUAG